GAUUUGCGAACAGAAACAGUUUUGAAGCGUAACAUGACGAAGCGCGAAAAAAUAUCACGAGCAGGUAUCCCGUUGUUCGCGUCGGAUGAUCGAAAACGACGGAAGAAGAAUUGAGCGUAGGAGCAAAAAAAAAGAAAAAAAAAAGAAAACAAUCGCAGAUGAUAUUAUAGGAGGAGAAGGGUGGGAGAAGUUUACUCUCGACGAGGAAUAUAUAAAUGGGCGGGCAGGGCUGAAAUUUCUAGUUGGUGAAGAUAGUUUGCAAGGCCUAUAGAGAAGUUGUGUAUCGCGCUAUGCAGGUCCACGUGACGUCGUUUGCCUUCGCUGCGUUGCUGAUCGCUUCGAUAGAAUCGAAACCACUGUGGCCAAGCGUGGUACGUUCCGACAAUCAUCGAUACGUUUCCACAACCACCAACAGAGGAUUUCUUCCGUACCACGAUUCUCCUUAUUACGUUUAUAACGUACAUUCCGAGGUAAAUGCGGCUCCUAUCAUAGCGCAUGGGAAACUGCCUGCUUCUCAUUUACCUGUUUAUAGCUUUUACUAUGGAACCCCGACUUACGACUUCCGGCUACCAUUGAAUCCGGUGUAUCCAUUAUUACCUGUUCCCCCUCAUCCAGGAGAUCAACCAUCGACUGGUGCAAAACCGAUCGAUGAAGAUGGCGAUAGUAUUGAAAAGUUGGAGACAAAGAUCGAAAAAAGGAGAGGAAAUGAAAAAGUUAAAAAGGAGAAAGCAACGGAUGAUAACGUUCGUUAUAUUUAAUCGAAAUAAGUUUUGUACGUGGUGGAACGAAAUUUUGCGAAAUUCUUUUUAUUUUCUAUUUUCAUUACUUCUUAAAAUUUGACUAACAAAUCUUUUUUAUACAUUUAUGCCUCGAAACAUUUGAAAAUAUUAUAUCUUCAUCGAUUUUAUAAAUUCAAUGAUAUUUCACAGUCGUUUAAUUAUCAAGAAAUUUUUAAGAAAUAAUUAAUUUCCUUCCUGUAUAAAAAUUUACGUUAAUU
Apis mellifera (honey bee) is the source of this 997-nucleotide messenger RNA. RefSeq lists its product as uncharacterized. The coding region runs from base 291 to 758 and encodes 155 amino acids. The transcript has 4 exons. The record is from RefSeq and is a predicted model, not a curated record. Lineage: Eukaryota; Metazoa; Arthropoda; Insecta; Hymenoptera; Apidae.